UCCUGCGGUGAAUAGAUGAUGAAAACACCACCACAAAAAAAAUAAUGUAAAAAGAAAUUAAACACUGCAUUCACGACAAAGCUCAGCAAGAGAGUAUCAUCUAUUCUCAUCUCACCAACCAUCCUUCUCAGUCCAAGAACUAGCAAUUUCAGACUGCUCAUCACUCCCGCUACUCGGAAGACUUCCCAACCAUUUCGCGCCUUGAAAAUGGACAACAGCACAACUUCGGGCAAGCCCAUCAGAUGCCGAGCGGCAAUUGCUAGGAAAGCAGGGGAGCCGCUGGUGAUAGAGGAAGUGAUCGUGGCCCCUCCAAAAGCUGGCGAAGUCCGUAUCAAGAUCAUUUGCAGUUCUCUCUGCCACAGCGACAUCACUUUCUUGAAACUGAAAGAUCCGCCGGCAUGUUUUCCAAGAAUUCUGGGCCAUGAAUCUGUCGGUGUUGUUGAGAGCGUCGGCGAUGGUGUCACCGCGUUUGUCGAAGGCGAUACGGUCGUUCCGAUAUUUUUACCAGACUGUGCAGAAUGUAGAGAUUGCACAUCCAAUAAGAGCAACCUCUGUUCGACAUUCCCAUUCAAGGUCUCUCCUUGGAUGCAUGAUGGAUCGAGCAGGUUUACAGACCUCAAGGGGGAGACUUUGUACCAUUUCCUCUUUGUCUCUAGUUUCACAGAGUACACGGUUGUGCAUACGGCUAAUGUAACUAAAAUUGACCCCGUGAUCCCUCCAAGCAGAGCUUGCCUCCUAAGUUGUGGAGUGUCAACAGGUGUAGGAGCUGCUUGGAGGUCUGCAAAUGUUGAAGCAGGGUCUACAGUUGCUAUAUUUGGUCUUGGAUCAAUAGGAUUAGCUGUUGCAGAGGGGGCAAGAUUGUGUGGCGCUACGAAAAUCAUUGGCAUUGAUGUGAACCCUGAAAAAUAUGAAAUAGGUAAAAGAUUUGGAGUAACUGAUUUUGUUGACACGAGGAGUUGUGGUGAAAGACGUUUAAGCGAGAUCAUUAAUGAGAUGACCGGUGGAGGAGCAGACUAUUGCUUUGAGUGCGUUGGAAAGGCAUCCUUGGUUGAGGAAGCAUAUGCCUGCUGCCGCAAGGGAUGGGGAAAGACGGUGGUUCUUGGGGUGGACAAGCCUGGAGCUCAGUUGACCUUAAGCUCCUUUGAGGUCCUUCACACCGGAAAAGCUCUAUUAGGAUCAUUGUUUGGAGGACUCAAACCGAAAUCCGACAUACCAAUCCUCAUUAAACGCUACAUCGACCAGGAGCUGGAACUUGACAAGUUUGUGACCCAUGAGGUUAGUCUUGACGACAUCAACAAAGCUAUUGAUUUACUACUCGAAGGGAAGAGCCUCAGAUGUGUGAUUUGGAUGGAUAAAUGAUUGUUCUUUACGCAUCAGAUUUAUCCUUUUUGUAUUUGUCGCUUGCCGUAAACAUUGUUCUUUGUUUCUCCUUCUGGACGAUUAUUCCCCGUUGAAAUAAUAUUCUGAAUUUCUGAAG
Sesamum indicum (sesame) is the source of this 1477-nucleotide messenger RNA. RefSeq names its product Zinc-binding alcohol dehydrogenase family protein. The record is from RefSeq and is a predicted model, not a curated record. Gene Ontology annotation, molecular function: S-(hydroxymethyl)glutathione dehydrogenase [NAD(P)+] activity; zinc ion binding; alcohol dehydrogenase (NAD+) activity. Lineage: Eukaryota; Viridiplantae; Streptophyta; Magnoliopsida; Lamiales; Pedaliaceae. Gene Ontology annotation, cellular component: cytosol. Gene Ontology annotation, biological process: formaldehyde catabolic process.